UCCUUUUGUCAGUCGCACCGAGGGAUGGAGCUGUAUCGUCUGCUGGUUCCCGGCCUUGUGUGCCUGGUUGCGCUCAGGGGAGUAGCUUCAGUGCGAUUAUACCCAGACGAAGUGAGCAGCCUCUUGGAGCUGGCUAGCUGGUGGAACAGCUUCCAGGGCAGCGAGACAUGGCAGAUGCGUUAUGCGGACUGCAGGGCACUGAAUGGCAUUCUCUGCAACCGAGACGGAUUCGUCACUGACAUAGUUUUACAAUCGACAAGCUUGUAUGCACCAAUACCCGACAUAAUCAGCCGGUUUCAGCACCUCACACGCCUGUCACUCCCCUUUUGCCAGCUCAUGGGCACCCUUUCUGAAUCCCUCUUCAGCCUCACGUCGCUCAUCGUUCU
Closterium sp. Naga37s-1 is the source of this 386-nucleotide messenger RNA. The record is from the annotation of a GenBank genome assembly. Lineage: Eukaryota; Viridiplantae; Streptophyta; Zygnematophyceae; Desmidiales; Closteriaceae.